Triplophysa dalaica is the source of this 1772-nucleotide messenger RNA. RefSeq names its product protein inhibitor of activated STAT, 4b (gene pias4b). Gene Ontology annotation, molecular function: zinc ion binding; transcription coregulator activity; SUMO ligase activity. Gene Ontology annotation, biological process: regulation of transcription by RNA polymerase II; protein sumoylation. Bases 292 to 1641 code for a protein of 449 amino acids. The transcript is spliced from 11 exons. Lineage: Eukaryota; Metazoa; Chordata; Actinopteri; Cypriniformes; Nemacheilidae. The record is from RefSeq and is a predicted model, not a curated record.
UGUCGCCUCUCAGUGACGCAAUGUCCGCUCUAUACUUUGUUCCGGUGUAGACCAGAAUAUCACAUGGUCAAAUGCGGAAGUGGUUGUUAUGGAUCACGAUUACUCUUUGGCGAGUAUUGAAGUGCCAGUAAAACGGAAGCGUCCAUAUUUGGAUACACGCAGACUGUGUGACAAACGGAGUAAUAAAACCAGGAUAAAUAUCGGCCAGGCGUUUUCGAGAUGGAGAGAGCUGCGCGACAAUCUUGGACUUGACAGAGACUCUGCUCUCGCGAGUGUAUUGAUAGACAGGGAAUGCUGGAGGCUUUACGGGUGACCGAGCUUCGCUCUCUGCUCUCCAGGAUGGGCAGGAAUAAAAGUGGCCUGAAGAAAGAUCUCACAGAAAGAGUGGUCAAUCUCCUGCAGAACGAGUGCAGUUUCGAGCUGCUGUUCGCCGUCCAAGAGCUGCACAAACUCCGUCAGGUCUCGAAAGACGCUCGCAGGAGCUCAAAACCCAAUUCCGUCACACCCGGUCUUGUGGAAACCAUCUCCAUGCCGGAGAGAGUGUCAGCCGGCAAACCUGGAUCACUGACGGUCGUCUCUACAGAACAACAGAUGAUUCAACUGCCCUUCUACCAGACACUAGAGACCGUUCUACCCCCUACACCUCUAGUGCCCGUGUUUGGUGGAGCUCUGCAGAACUCAGACUUUCAGUUUCAUCUCAAUGCGAGUCAGCAGGCUCAGAUCCAGAAUGCUCAAUCUCCGUCUGGAUCGAUGUCUGUUCAGGUGGUGCUCAGGAUUUGUUACAGUGAGAGUAUCGGUGUUGAAGAGGAUCAGUAUCCAGCAAACAUCAGUGUUUCAGUCAAUCACGCUAACUGUCCUGUACAGUGUUCCUAUUCAUCCAGUAAACCUGGAACUGAACCGUCACGUCCAUGUCGUCCCAUUGACGUCACAUCUUUGUUGUGGGUUUCAUCCACAAAUCGCUUCUCAGUGACGUGGGGAAACUUCGGCAAGCAUUACUCUGCUGCUUUGUAUCUGGUGCGUUUGGUUUCCUCUCAGGAGUUGUUAACUCAGUUGCGCAGCACAUCAGUGGAGAGUCUGGAGCUCUGCCGGCAGCGAGUAUGUGAGAAAUUAAACUCUGAUCAGAAGAAUGACAUCACCACCACAGGACUACAAGUUUCACUCAUGUGUCCACUGGCAAAGAUGCGCAUGUCAGUGGCGUGUCGAGCACGGGGCUGUGCCCACCUGCAGUGCUUCGAUGCCUCCUUCUAUCUUCAAAUGAAUGAGAGGAAGCCCAGAUGGACCUGCCCCGUGUGCCACAAAUACGCCCCUUUUGAUGCUCUGUGCAUCGACAGUUUGAUGUGUGAAGCUCUUGAGAGUUCUGGGGAAGAUGUGGAGGAGAUUGAAUUUCUGUCUGAUAGCAGCUGGAAACCUGUGAGGCGGGACAGAAGCAACAAAGAAUCAGCUCAACAUCCUCCCAAACACAUGGGGAAUCAUUCUCCGGUGGACAGCAAUGUUGUGGAUCUGACUCAGGGUUCCUCUGACGAUGAAGAUUUGAAUGAGGAGAUGGUUUCUACACAUUUAGAAGACAAGAAAGUACACUUCAGAAAAUCUGGCAAGAUCAAAACUACUCGAUCCAAAAGCAGGUCUAGAACAAUCAACUGAGCAGCAGUUGUAUUUUAAAUGUCCUUUAUUAAGGGUUUUAAUGCUUUGUUAAUUUUGUUUUGUAAACUUUGAAUACUUGCCAAUUAUGCAGUGUUUUUAUGUUAUAUAUUUGUUGUGGCAAUAAAGUCUUA